Salvia splendens (bonfire salvia) is the source of this 1938-nucleotide messenger RNA. RefSeq names its product LEAF RUST 10 DISEASE-RESISTANCE LOCUS RECEPTOR-LIKE PROTEIN KINASE-like 1.1. Gene Ontology annotation, molecular function: kinase activity. The coding region runs from base 883 to 1917 and encodes 344 amino acids. The transcript is spliced from 3 exons. NCBI's taxonomy places the organism in Eukaryota, Viridiplantae, Streptophyta, Magnoliopsida, Lamiales, Lamiaceae. Gene Ontology annotation, biological process: phosphorylation. The record is from RefSeq and is a predicted model, not a curated record.
UGAAGGAUGGUGCCAAUGACUUAAUAUAAUCCACACAUCAGCAUUUAAUACAACUUUCUCCAGUAAAAAAAAAAUCAACACAAAACACAAUGGCUCUUGGCAAGCAUGUAAUGCUGCUGCUAUGCCAUCUUCUUCUUCUUCUUCUACUCAAAGCUCAUUCCAGAUGCCCCAAAUCCUACCCCUGUGGAAACUUUACUCUUCAAUUUCCCUUCACCGUUAGUAAUGAUCCCGACUGCGGAUUGUAUCUAGUUGAUGGCUGUGAUUCUGCAGAGGGAACUCCAACAUUACGCACACGAGCUCCAUAUCAAAUUCUACGAAAGACCGCGCCAUAUUAGACUCGAACUUCAAUAGCCUUAGGCAUUAACCACUGUACUGUUUGGCCAGUACACACAGCAGCUGCUGCUGCUUACACAAUGAUUUGGUAGUACUAAUGGUAUCAUCUACUUGCAUUCUAUUAAAAACUAUAUGUAGAUUACGACACUCUCUCUUGAUUAGACCACUUCAAAAACACCUUUAGCUAAUCAAUAAACCAAUGAUGAAUUUGGGACAAGUUUAACCUUAAGUCUUCCCAUUCCUAGUCAACUGUUCCGUGUAUCUCAGUAGUAUCAACGACUUGAUGAACUGGAAAAGUAAACACAAGUCAAUUACUAGACGGAAACCACAAAUUCAUGCCCUCUUUACUCUCACCCCUCUUCUUCUAUAAUCUUCUUCUUCUACCAAAUUUAGUAGCUUCCAAAUGCCCAGAAUCCUUCCAGGGUGGAGAUCGUUUCCCCCUCAAAUUUCCAUUUACCGACGUCGAAAAUCCUGAUUGCGGCUUGAUCACGGUUGACGGCUGCAACGGUUCAAGAAACCCAGUAAUCAUGUCUGAAGGUCUCUUGGGGUAUGAAAUUCUGGGCAGUGUUUCAGCAAAUCAAAUCAAAGUUUUCGACCCUCAUCGUCACCACUUAUAUCAAUCUCAGCUUAAGUGCAUCUCUUUCACAAAUCUAUCUCUCCCAAAAUCCCCUUCUAUUUCGGUUUCAAUCCCCUCAAAUCUUACCUUGUUCACUUGCUCUAACCAUCGAAAUUCUCAAGAUUAUUUCAAGAAUUACCUCAGCUUCCCACGACCAACGCUGCGGGCCUCUCACCGCGUAUUAUUUGGACCCGACGACAGAUGAUGAUUCUGCAGCAAACGAGAGAAGUAUUCCUGCGAAUUGCGGGGUGAUUCAAUUGCCUAUAGAUUCUAGUAAAGGCGAUGCCCACCAAUUGUUUGAUAUAUUGACUGCUGAGUUUUUUAUAGAGUGGAAUGUUUCCGAAGCUUGUUUUAACUGUUUCCAUCAAGGAUGGCCGUGCCUUCAUAACAGCAUGAAUCAAUUCAUCCGUAAAAAAGAGGGAACUCCAACAUUACUCACACGAACUGCAACGUAUCCAUCACAAAUUCUACGAAAGACAUCCACAAAUGCAUUCCUAAUUCACGACAGAGAGAUUCAAGAAUCACUGGACUCAUCCAUGUGUUAUACUUUCAUUUAUCUGGAUCUCCCCGAGUCUCCUUUCGUUUCAUUUACAUUCUCCCCUAACAUCACCUUCUUCACAUGCUACAAUCAAACUGCCCUACCGCAAAUCCAAGAUUAUUUCCAAAGUUAUCGCAGGUCACGCUGUGAAAUCCCUACUAUCUACUACAAACCUCCCCCAGCUCAUCAGGAUCAUGCUCUGCCUACUCCUCCAGAUUGUGUACUCAGUCGACUACCUUACAAGUCCGGCAACAUCUCAGCUGAUCCAUUACAUCUCCUAACUGCUGAUUUCACUCUAGAGUGGAGUGUUCAUCAAGAUUGUUACGAAUGCCACCAUGGAGGAGGACAGUGUUAUAGUGACAACCAGCGCCAGUUCUACUGCCGCAAAAAAGUUGGAAGAAGAAGGCAGAAGAAGGAAGCUCGGCUUUGAGCUGGAACUAGCCGAGAAGGG